Coccidioides posadasii C735 delta SOWgp is the source of this 1338-nucleotide messenger RNA. RefSeq lists its product as uncharacterized. The record is from RefSeq and is a predicted model, not a curated record. NCBI's taxonomy places the organism in Eukaryota, Fungi, Ascomycota, Eurotiomycetes, Onygenales, Onygenaceae.
AUGCCAUCACCCUUGAGCCUACCCAGCUCUCUCCUCCUGCUUCUGACCGCAGCGUUGCCGGCGCAGACUUCACGGAUUUGCACUACGCAGGCAAAUACAACCCUUGAGCUCGAUCGAAUAGAAGCACGGACAUGGGAAGACUUACUCCAACGCCAUGCCUCAAUAAGCCGCAGACUUCGCGUGGAACAGCCCACCGCAGUCCGCAAGAUGCCAGAUGACGAGGGCGAAAAAUUCUGGAUGGACUAUUGGUAUUUCAACGACGACAGACAUGAUCCUCGAAAACGGGACGUAGCCAGCUAUCUCGAAGACGACGAGAUGAACAACAAUCUCGCUGCGCUGGAACCCGCCUACCCAAUACACUUUGAGCGCACUGUUCCGGGCUUCUCUGUCUUCGGGAAAGAGUUUUCGAUUCCCAGAAAUUUGCGCCCAGGGAAUCUUUUUUCGAAGCGAGCUUUCCAGUGCCCUGCCAGCACCCGGCCUUGCAGCUCCAUCUCCCGCCCCAACAGCUGUUGCUCUCUCGGGUCCGUAUGCCAAAUCGUCCGCGACACUGGCCUGGGAGACGUUGGCUGCUGUUCUGGUGGCAGCAAUGGCUCCGGCAAGAAAUGUUCCGGGAAGCUCCAGUCGUGUCCAGACGGGUACACAAACUGUUCUGAGUUCCCUGGCGGAGGAUGCUGUAUCCCCGGGUACACAUGUGUCAAGGACGGGUGUCUAUUUGUCUCCACGACAACAGUGACAAUCACCGCAUCUUCAUCCUCUGCAUCUACGACCGCCAAACCUACAACCACAACGCAGAUCGUCAAUCCACCCAUCCGCCCAACCUCACACCCGACCAUUACCACCACCGUACUUCCCACCAGCACCGGCAUAGGCACCACCACGGACCCUGAAAUCCUUGACGACUGUCCCACAGGCUUCUACGCCUGCAGCGCCGUCUACAACGGUGGCUGCUGCCGCACAGGCCGCGACUGCAAUCCAACCUCCUGCCCACCCUUCACGCCAUACACAGCGAUCAACACCAACGGCGUGACCGUCAUCAUCCCCGCGUCCGCCACUGGUGGUGCCGCCCCGCCCCGGAGGGCAAGCAAAUGCGCCGACGGCUGGACAACCUGCAACGCCGACGCGGGCGGAGGAUGCUGUCCCAAUGGCUUCCGGUGCGGGAGAGAAAGCUGCACGUUCUCUGGGACGGGGACGGCGGAGGCACGUGCCACGGGAGGUGGUGAAGAGGUGGUAGGGAAGAUUCCGCCGGAGAGCGGGGCGCAAAUAUUGCUUCCGAGUCUUAUGAUUCUUGUUGGCGCGAUGGCGGGACCGAGGUUCAUCAGCUGGAUUGCUGCAGCAUGA